GGACCUUGGUUUGAGCUCCCCACCUGCAAGGGUGAGUGGUGAAGCAAGUCCUUCAUGAGUGAGCAAGUUCUCCAGGUUUCUAUCUUUCUAUCUCCUCCUCUCCUCUCAUUUUUUCCCUCUCUGUCCUAGAAAAUAAAAUAAAAAUAAAAAAAAAAAAAAAAGGAAAAUGGCCACCAGGAAUGGUGUUUGUAUUAAAUCCAUUGACUAAUAAUUCAUACUGUUUCAAGAAAGCCCAAUUCAAGGGAAAUCCUAUAAUCCUUUAUUUUCUAAAAACUAAAAGAAAUCAUAAUAACAAAGAUAAAAUAGACAUUAGACUGAGUCACAAAGCUUUUAGAAACUCCUCUCCAGCAUUCUGACCUCCAUUUGUCAGUGAUGUCAUAAUGGUAAUAUGUGUACUCAACCAGAUGUGCCACUACCCAGCCCCCUCUUAUGUCAUAAAGUAUAGCUAGUUAUAGGACCUGGGCAACAGAAAGGAAACUUGUGGAGACAUUGUAGGUUACUGGAUAAAUGACAUAAUUUUCCAAUGACUCUCAUGUUGUUUAUUUUUUUAUCUGGAGUUUUAACCUCAAAAAUUACUAAUUUGACUAUUCUUCAAGAUGAGUCUGAUGUGAUGCCAUAUAUUCCUGGAGAAGUAGGUAAUGAGCAGACACAUGCAAGUGAACAAGCAUCAGGUCAAGAUCAAGUACAAAAAGAAAAACAAGUGGCAAGUGAGGAAAGUGAACCUAAAGCAGAAACAGCACAAAGUCAGGAAGUAACACAAGAUCCAGAGGAAGGAGAAAGGGAUGAUAAUUUUGAUGAGAAAAAUGGUCAUUCUUACAAAGAUGUCAAACACUAUACAUUUACAACAAAAAAUUCGAAUGGUACUGAUUCUGAAGUAUCAGUGAGAGCAACAACUGAUCUGAGAUUUGCUUUCAAAAACUAUAAAUCCAUCAAUGGAUCUCAACUUUCUGGACAACACAAUCCUAAAGAAAAUCCUAAAGAAUCCCCUGAAAAUAAUCUUCCAAAGUCAACCCAGCGUCCAAGUGAGUCUGACUUUUGGACCAAGUUAGCUCAAGCUUUUAAUCAAACAACCCAGGAUACUGCGAAUGAAAGAAAUGAAUUAUUUCAACCAAUUCCAAGCUCUGAUGUGACUUCUGCAGCCACAGGAAACCCAGAGAAGCUAGAGAAUACCAAAUUAAAAUUAAUGCUGGGAAUUUCAUUGAUGAGUCUCUUACUUUUUGUCAUUCUCUUAGCAAUCUGUAGUGCAGUUUUGUACAAAAUGAAGACAGCAGAUUUGCAAAAGCCGAGUCAUAGUGAAUACUCCAUCAAUCCUGAGCUGGCUGCUAUGUCAUACUUUCAUCCAGCAGAAGGUGUAUCAGAUACCUCCUUUUCUAAGAGUGCUGAGAGCAGCACAUACUGGGCCACCACUUCUACAGAAGUGAGAAACUCAGGCACAGGAGAGUCGAAGUCUAAAACAGAUAUGAUUUCCACAGCCUCAGAUGAAAUAUGCGUGGCUGAUGAGGCAGACUUACCUCAGAGUGAAGAUCCUUGUGCGGACUUUCAAACAGAGGAAUAGACAACUUAUUUUGUUAUAGAAGAAACAUUUGUGACUCUUAUUAAUGUCACUAUUUGGAGACUGCAGAGGUGUUUAAAUUUUCUAGUGUCUUAAGAGGAAAGCAGUCAAUAAAAUACAGCUAGCAACACUUCAUAGAAAAAAAUACAAGGAAAUGAUUUAAGGUAUCGAAAAUUCAUCAAGUAAAAAUUACCCUUCAGAGUGAUUUGUGGAAAACAUUCA
Molecule: messenger RNA, 1774 nt
Organism: Erinaceus europaeus (western European hedgehog)
Lineage: Eukaryota; Metazoa; Chordata; Mammalia; Eulipotyphla; Erinaceidae
Gene: EQTN
Product: equatorin
Exons: 8
Coding region: 524-1555 (343 amino acids)
Biological process (GO): fusion of sperm to egg plasma membrane involved in single fertilization; acrosomal vesicle exocytosis; endocytosis
Cellular component (GO): plasma membrane
Source: RefSeq, a predicted model, not a curated record